Messenger RNA from Leptidea sinapis, 1435 nucleotides. RefSeq lists its product as uncharacterized. The record is from RefSeq and is a predicted model, not a curated record. Bases 366 to 1403 code for a protein of 345 amino acids. The transcript is spliced from 2 exons. NCBI's taxonomy places the organism in Eukaryota, Metazoa, Arthropoda, Insecta, Lepidoptera, Pieridae.
UCAUACUUUAUUUAGUUAUGCCAAAAUUAUGUCAAGACAAUCACGACAAUAUUAGAACAAAGAGUAAAGUAAUAUACCUUCGUAAACUGUAUAGUACUAUGAACAGUUGCAUAAAAUGUAGUGGAUUUCAGCUAGCUCCGUUUUUUACAACACUAUUAUAGCCGUCAUUAGUCAAUCUAUCAAUGACUGCACGUUUCAUACAAUCGACUGAAUCGCUUUUUGCUUAGAGAGUUUCGCUUGGCUGAUUAAAGCCUUCAAACUGUAAAUGGCCAUUAAUUCAGGAAUCUGACAGAAAAAACGACUAAAACUUGUCAAGUCUGUCAAUUACAUUGCUGUUAAUAAAAACGGGUUUUAAAAUAUAAAGAAUGUUAAGCUUAAUUUAUAAUAUAAUAUUAUUAUUUCUACUGAAUAACAGCUGCUAUGGACAUAAGGAAAAUAUAUUAGUUGAACAAGGAGCCGAGGAAAACGAUAACACUGAUUUGGACAAAAUAAUUAAUAGUAUAGAGCAAGCCACUCUUAUUGCUGACAAGUCUAAAAGAGAGGGCAUACUGCCCGAGGAGCACAUUGAAACUCUCUACAAUGAUAUAGCAGUCCUGUUUGAAGAACUGCUCGACUUAACAGAAGAACGAAACAACGCUUACAAGUUUCUGAAACUGAACGGCAUCGAUAGAAAUAUAAUUCCGAAUAUUAGACAUACAUACAAACCUCUACGAAAACAGAUAUUACUUCUAAUAAAAACACUAUUCAAUACUAUACCUGCUACUGCAAAUUUGCAGAUACCAAACAAUAUUGUCGACUUAUUGUUAGACGUUUUUGAACACGAUGAUGAUUUAGCUCUGAAAGCUCAUUCGCUCGAUAUUCUUUACGCGUGGUUGCCAAAUAAUCCCAAGCUACAGGCAAGGGUUAUGAAGUUGAAAGGGCUUGAACCGUUUUAUCAGCAAAUGUAUAAAUUAGACACGGGUGUUAACUACAAACUACUCGAUCUUUUUAAUAAAAUUUUAGAAGAGCAUAUACAAAUUAGAAACGAUAAAAAACAGAGGAAUAAAUAUGAUUAUGAGAAAUUGAAAACAUAUCAGAUAAUUGGUUUGAUUGAGAGAAUGUCGACGCCAAGAGUUUGCAAUGGGCUAUUGAAUAUAUUUGGGGAGAUAGUCCACGCAAAUAAAAACAUUGAAGUAAUUAGUAUGCCAGUGUUUCAACUUUUGAAAACUAUAGAGCCGUUUUGUGCAAAGUUUUUUGCCGGCAAAAGUACUGCUGCUAAAAUUUUGAGUGACUGGAAUGACUAUGUAACAGAUUCUAAUAAGAUUAAAAUGUUUGAGGAGCUCGGGGUCAACCUGUCUGAUAUUCAAGAGACGAUCAACAGAUAUCUUUUACAAGCGCGACAUGAAAUAAGAGAUGAGUUUUAAGACAUUAUUAAAUAAAUAAUAUUUAAAUUAAA